Messenger RNA from Morchella importuna, 231 nucleotides. RefSeq lists its product as uncharacterized. Bases 1 to 231 code for a protein of 76 amino acids. The transcript is spliced from 4 exons. Lineage: Eukaryota; Fungi; Ascomycota; Pezizomycetes; Pezizales; Morchellaceae. The record is from RefSeq and is a predicted model, not a curated record.
AUGGAUCAACACCUGGAAGCCUGUCCUUGGCUCUACAGUCAAUGCCAUGCCACACCUUAUCACAACCUCCGACCGAGCCCUGUCAACCUGCAUCGAGGAAUGGAUGAGACCUCCAACAUUCCAAAUGCUGCUUACGCUCUCACCCGUAUCCGCGAUCAUGGAUCGAAUCGAACACAUCCCGAGUUUAUAAAACAAACAUCAGAACUUUCCCGCUUGUGGUCCGGUAGAUAA